AAAGCCAUGGCCUCAGCUGCAGUUGCCAAGAAGUUGAAGGAUGAAGCUACCUGCCCCAUCUGCCUGGAGCUCAUGACUGAGCCUGUGAUUAUUGACUGUGGCCACAUCUACUGCCGCGUGUGCAUAGUGGGCCUUACUGAGAACCAAAGCUCUGAAACAUCAUCUCCAGGGACAUUUCAUUGUCCCCAGUGUCGAGGACCCUUUAAAAGAGAUAGCAUCCGUUCCAACAAGAACCUGGAAAAUAUCAUUGAAACCAUCAAGGAGACAGAGCGUGAAAGGUUGUGUGAGAAACAUGGAGAGCAGCUCCACCUGUUCUGUGAGGAUGAUGGUCAGCUCAUCUGCUGGCGCUGUGAGCGGUCACCAGAGCACAAAGGACAUGUCACUGCUCUGGUUGAAGAUGCGUGCCAAGGCUACAGGGAACAGCUCCAGAAAGCAGUGACAAGAUUGAACAUCAUACUCAUCAAAUAUAUGCAGCUGAACCGAGACACAACUCGGAAAAUAAGUAGUUGGGAGGAGAAAAUUAAGCAUGAGGAACAAAGAAUCCAUUCUGAAUUUACGAAUCUUCACACAUUCCUGCACCAGGAGGAGGAGUUUUAUAUGUGUCAACUGAAGAAAGAAAAAGAGAAGAAACUGAGCAGUCUGCAGGAUAAUGUAGCCCAUCUGGACAACAAAAUGCAGGAACUCAAGGACUUCAUCCAGAUACUGGACAAGAAACGUCAGGGCUCAGUGCAGAAUUUGCUGCAGGAUAUAAAAGACACCUUAAACAGGAACUCAGCUAUCAAUCUGGAAAAACCAGAGGAUGUUUCUUUGAAGGUGCAUACUAUGUGCAAUGUCUCUGAGCUUUACUUUAACAUUCGAAAAAUUUUAAAGCGCUAUCAAGGCAAUGUGACUCUGGAUCCAGAUACUGCUCAUCUAGAUUUAUGUCUGUCUGCCAAUCAGAGAACAGUGGAUAACAGUGGAAGCAUAGAGAUGUAUGAAACUCCUGGAGGAUUUCGUCUCUUACCCUGUGUCCUGGGCCGUGAGCGCUUCACCUCAGGAAGACAUUACUUUGAAGUGGAGGUGCAAGUAGGAGUUGAGUGGGGUGUAGGCGUUUGUCUGGAAAAUGUGCCAAGGGACAUUGACAUUGUACGGAAGCCUCAGUCUGGGUUCUGGGCCAUCAGACUGAGUAAGCUCAAGAGCAAUUUAGCCUUUACUUCUCCCCCAACUGCCAUUCCUCUGGGGGACCAGCCUAAAGUUGUAGGGAUUAUUCUAGACUAUGAUGCUGGCCUUGUGUCCUUCUACAAUGCCAUUACUGGUUCCCACCUCUACACCUUCCCCAAGGCCUCCUUCUCUCAUGCUCUCAGACCUUAUUUUGAGGUUUAUCCAUUUUCUCCAUUGUCCCUGAUUUCCUCCAAUGUGUAA
Sorex araneus (European shrew) is the source of this 1401-nucleotide messenger RNA. Its product is annotated as E3 ubiquitin-protein ligase TRIM38-like. The record is from RefSeq and is a predicted model, not a curated record. Gene Ontology annotation, molecular function: protein binding; zinc ion binding. NCBI's taxonomy places the organism in Eukaryota, Metazoa, Chordata, Mammalia, Eulipotyphla, Soricidae. The coding region runs from base 7 to 1401 and encodes 464 amino acids. The transcript is spliced from 6 exons.